This is a messenger RNA of Plectropomus leopardus (leopard coralgrouper), 6042 nucleotides long. It is a transcript of the gene efna5b, whose product is annotated as ephrin-A5b. Gene Ontology annotation, cellular component: external side of plasma membrane; plasma membrane. The record is from RefSeq and is a predicted model, not a curated record. Lineage: Eukaryota; Metazoa; Chordata; Actinopteri; Perciformes; Serranidae. Gene Ontology annotation, biological process: ephrin receptor signaling pathway; axon guidance; regulation of cell-cell adhesion. Gene Ontology annotation, molecular function: ephrin receptor binding.
UGGAGCUGCCUGCUUCUGCCCUCACCUUCCCGCGUGUCCCGGCGUCUUAAAACCCCAAACACAAGAAAGAGGAAGACUACACAGGGCGCACAUGGGAGAUUUUUUUUCAAAACCUGCACGUCGCACGAUGGCUUAUAUAUGAGGAGGACACUUUGGGAUGCGGACAUAAACACGCCACGGAAGGAAGCGCAUGAGAAAACACAACGUUGUCCGUCCUCUCUCCGCCACCGAAAAGGACUCCUCCCCACCUCGGCCGUGACACCUCCGGUAAAACGCCGAGAAAGGAUAUUUUUUAAGCGGGAGACGGAAGUCAAACGCCGCCGCUCAUCUGCCAGUGACUGACUGUAUGGCUUUAAAAAGUUGCCUGGAGAACAUGGACAUCUGACGUGCGCCACACGGCGUCAUUGGACACAUUGAACCUCUCUCUCUCUUUCCCCCCAUAACAUCUUGGACUGACUAAUCCCCCUGCGCUUUGGGUUUGGAGUAAGAAGAAGUGUUCAGCAGUUGUCAUUUGUCCUGACACAGGCUACAUCCAGUAGCUCCCUGCAGAAAGGGGGGACGUUACUAGAAGACACUGCCUGUUGUGCUGCGCAUUUGCUGCUGAUCUCACUGUUUGUGCAUUAGUGGGAGAAAUAUUUUGUCAGCCCACAACGGAUUUGUCAGAGCUGACAUCCUGCAUGACAUAAAACCCGUGAUUCAUCUGGACCCUCGACCUGCAGCAGAAAGACAACACAGUGACGCGUCCGUUUUUGUAUAACUUUAAAUUCCCGUCUGCCUGAACAAGUGUCAUCUCCAGUGUCCCCCUCGAAUGCGCACAUCCUCGCUAUUCCCUUUUCUAUGUUGUACGCAUUUCUACUUGUUUGGCAUUCGCAAACUGCGCCAGCAACACGCGGCCACAUGUGAACGAGACUCAUCACCUGUCCCGGUUGAAGCGCCCGUACAACUCGACUGACUGACCGACACUGAAGAGGAAUACGUGCCCGAAGUUUCGCUGUAGUGAUGCUGCAAAUGGAAAUGGUCCUCUUCGUCUGCCUGGUGCUGUUGAUGUGUGUAUUUAGCCAGGAGCCCAGUUCCAAAGUGGUGGCCGACCGCUACGCCGUCUUCUGGAACCGGACCAACGCCAAGUUCCAUCGUGGAGACUACCACAUCGACGUGUGCAUAAACGACUACCUGGAUGUCUACUGUCCUCACUAUGAAGACACGGUGCCAGAGGAGCGGACAGAGCGGUAUGUCCUCUACAUGGUUAACUAUGAUGGCUACAGCACAUGCGACCACACCGCUAAGGGCUUCAAACGCUGGGAGUGCAACAGACCGCACUCCCCGAAUGGACCGCUCAAGUUUUCAGAGAAGUUCCAGCUCUUCACUCCCUUCUCCCUGGGCUUCGAGUUCAGACCGGGCAGAGAAUACUACUACAUCUCCUCCACCAUUGCUGAGAAUGGCAGGAAAACAUGCCUGAAGCUCAAAGUUUUCGUCCGACCAUCAAACAGCUGUGUGAAAACUAUAGGCGUACAUGACCGCGUUUUUGACGUAAACGACAAAGUAGACAAUACAUUAGAACCACGAGAUGAUACCAGCCACGAACCAGCUGAGCCUUCCCGAAGUGACGAAACAAAUGCUGCACCGCACCUGCAGAAAACAAGCCCACUCCUGGCUUUGUUGCUGGUCUGCCUAUCAGCACUCAUCACUUUAUAGCGCCUCCCUCUGUCAUGGAGGGCAUUUACACACACCUAGCGUGGCCUGAAUCUGCCCGAGGCUGCAGGGAUGGGGGCGGGAUUUGGGUGGAGCGUGUUUGCUUGAAUUGGGCAUCAGCGCAGGCUUCUCAAGGAACCCUCUAUUUUUUUCAGAAAUAUAUUUAAGUGGUCUUUUCUCCGUCUGUGAGUGAAAAAAGUUGAUGUUGGAAGUGGGAGAGACAGUUUCCCUCUCUCAAACCUUCAACUAAGAUGCCAAAUCCCGUUUUUUGACACUUAGUGAUUCUUAUUUUCCCGUGACUUUUGACAUCCCUUUGCAUCAUGUUUUUGUCAUUGCAGCACUGAUGUUUACCCACACACACACACACACACACACACACACACACACACACACACACACACACACACACUUAGAGAGUCAAACACAAAACACUAACCGUCAAUAGCAGUAGGGUUUUACAUUUGUAUAGCAGCAGUAAACAGUAGGAGAGUGAGAAUUCUAGGCCUUAGAAAGAACUGUACAUACACAAACAAAUAGUUGUCCCGAGACCUCUCAAAAAGCCUUUAGAAAAUAUUUUGUAUUGUGUGGGGUCAUACAGUAAGAAGCAGAGUUUUCUGCUUCCAUGGAAGUACAAAGAUGAAGAGGUCAGACUGGAAACCACAGCACUGAGAAAUCUGUACAUGGCAUGCACCUUAGCCCGCUGACCUUCAGCCUGUCAACAAUAGCAUCCAAUUUUCUCUUGAAUACAAAGUGUAUUUAUAGAUGGAUAAGCUGCUCAAAACUUGAGCUAGAGAAACCUACGGAACCAUGAGGCUACUUUCUCUUGCCCUCCUUUGUGUAGAGCAUGCCAGCCCUGCUCAAUAAAACACCUCUCAAACACAUUUGGUUCACCGUGACUCACAGAACAGCUAAAUUGAAACUUUCUCGCCAGACACUUUGUAGACUGCUAUUAAGAUCAAGGAUCGAUAUCUUUUGAAAGUUGAUCACACAAUUUCACGGCAACAGUCACAGUCAUUUUAUGCAAUGUUUGCUGAGCAGAGGCAGCAAUUGUUCUCCCUGUUCCAUUUGACUAUUAGUCAAUAUUAACACUCUCAUAAACAUUUGCAUCCACAGCUUUUUUUUCUCUGAUAUCGACUGUUUAAGCGAUUGUUUAAAAAACUGUUCACAGUUAAAUUGGAGCCUUUAUUUUUUUACUUUGCAAAUGGUGUCUUUGAUGGUGAAGACACUGUAAACUGUGUAUUUUUGCACUGUCUAAAACCCACUUAAUUAAAACAAUAGCAGAUGUCAUGGGAAAGUGUUUACAAAGACACUUUAAUUCGCAUUAGCAUACUUUUUCCUCACAUCUCUGUCACUUAAACCACAGUUUUGACUCAUCAAAUAUUAGUUAGCUGGUUUUCACACUCACUUUCGUGCUGCAGUUUAUGCAGCUUUUACAGGACUGAUGUAUAGCUCCAAUUAGUUUAGAACACAUAGAGUGACUAGAGAAACCAUCCAUUUAAUUCAAGGCAAUGCACAGCUCUAUUUAGUCUGGCCAGGUUUAUGUUAGCACUUAAAUGAAAAGGAAUCCACUGUGUUCUAAUGAUAUUCAGCGUCCUUCAGCUCCCACAGAUGCACAUGGUGAGUUAGCAUAAUGGAAGCUAUUAUGUCCUCUUUCAAAUGGAGGGGACUUGUUUCUUUUGCUUUCAAAGAAAUAUGGACAGAUAGAGGAAUUUACUCUUUCCUUUUAAGAUCAGGGGUUUUUGUAGGAGAAAUGGGGCGCCAAUUGGUUUUGAAAGAUGGAUGCAAAGAGAGAAACAGAGCAAGAAAAGAAGCACAGGAGUGAUUGCGUGUCCACCUUCGGCUCCUAGUGUUACAGGUUUAAGUGACUCUUUAAUGAGGUUCAAAAUGACAGGCAUGUGGACCCCAUGUUGUGGCCAGGGGAGUUAUUCCUGGUAUUAAAAAUAGAUGGGGAAAGGCUUGGGGGGUCUCGGGAGGGGGGUGUAGAUUUCCACAGUGGGGGGGGUUUAAAGCACCAAUGACCUUGCAGUUUGAGAGAAUUGGUUAGUGAAGGAGACGGGGAGAUUUAAAGGGAGAGACACAUACGGGGAGAGAUAGAAAGACAUGGGAGGUACCCCGAAGGUAGUGUGACUAGAGUGCCUAACUAAACAAAACUAAACAAAAAACCCAAGCACCACUACUGAAAGAACACCUGAAUAGAUGACAAACAUUUUGUUCAGUAUCAUUCUGUCUCCAAAAUGAGUGCACUGUUUGGUUAUUGCUUUUCAUUUUUGUGGCUGCCUUUAUUUUUUCUUUUCCCCAAAAAGACUGCCUUUGCCUUUUGCCAUGUUGUUUUUUUGUGUGUGUGCUACGGUAACAAUGCUAUUACAGCGUAAUAGCAGCUCAGCCAUGGGGGGUAAUAGGAGAUGAGGCCAUUUAAUGAGGUACUAAUUUUCAGGAUAACACCACAGGGAAUGAGCACCGUGUAAGAUUCAAAAUGGAUGCCUGUCAGCAGAUUAACACCAGACUUUUAUCAGAAAACCAGCUUCAAUUGUACUCUCUUAUAAUACUACUAUUUGUCAUUAUUGCUAUUAUUACCAUGGUUUAUUCUGUACACACCUUAACCUGGGAAAUGAGGAUCAACUUAUAAACUGGAUACUGUGUAUCCUGAGGUAGUCAACCAUAAAACAAGUAGUGUUAGGUUAGUAUCUGUUUUGUACCUUUCUGGAGGACAGAAGAAAAAAAUUAGAUCAUUGUUAAAACUGUAUAAUUAUUAUUAUUGUUAUGAUGAUGAUGAUGAUUAUGCCUAUUAUUAUUAGAAAAACUUCUUGAUGUAAAUAGUGUUUGAUAUUAAAGUAUUAAUUUGGUUCUUAUGUCUUUUUCUAAAAAAAAAUGAAUACGGUAUUAUCUCUGGGUUUUGCGGAGUGUGUACUGUCCUCAAACAAUGCAUUGUGUGCUUUGAUCCUCAAUGCCUAAUGAAACUUUGAGCUAAUAUGAAGGGGAAACCUGUGGGAGCUGUACACCAACAGUGUAUAGGAGACUGAACAUUAGCCAGAAGAGUGGCUCACCUGUUACAUGUUUCAAACCAGUCACCAACCUUCACAUCUCUUCAUAUGGAUCCUGCCUUGAAAAGAAACACUUUGGACUUAAUAGACGGCUCAUUUGUACUUUUUUGCCUUCAGUGUUUUGGAAGCAUGUUGGUUGGCUCAAAGAUCUGCCAUGAGUGGACUGUUUGCUUUUUAAUGGAAGGAUCUUGCCAGUUUCAUUAUGUGGCAUGCGCAUGAACUUGAUGACAUUUAAGAAGAAAAAAAAAAAAGAAAAAUAUCGAAAAAGUUUUUAAAAGAACGUUUUUCUUUUGCUCUGAUUUUCUUUUUCUUUAAGACGUGUUAGACUUUCGGAUCACUUUCAUGUUGUGUGUUUUUUGCAUCCCCAUUUGAGUGAUGUCAUUAAAGCGGUGUAGUGACAGAUGACAAAUGUACAUAACACAAACCAUUGUUGUAAAGUUACAGUGGGGGUCGGUCAUUUUGUUGUUCAAAAGCAACUUUUUUUUUCCUCCUAAGAAUGACUCUUUCUGUACCCAUCUACUGAAUUCAUCCCAUGUAGUUGCAGUCUGUCUCUUCUGACUAUUCAUCCUCUUUCUGCUCUCUCAAGAGGAGGCGUUUUGGGAGUGUAUACAUCAGUGUGUGGACGUUUUUCAGUGUGGAAAAAAAAAAAUGUGUGAGACCUUUGAGUUUGUGUGUGUGCGUGUCUCAUUUGCUGUUGCUGCAGUGAAUGGGAAGCGGCAACCCUCUUUGGCAACAAAGAGUGUUUCCCAUGCCUUAGCCCUUCAGCCUCUGCCCUGGCAGCCCUGUCUGUGUACAAGAAGCUUUCUGCCAUUGUGCUUUUACACGGAACGGCUGCUGGCGUCGAAGAGACUACAACAGGGCCCUUCACGUUCUCUCCCUUUUUAACAAUCCUGAAUCACUUCUCCCUAUGGUAGACGUUGGUCCUGGGCACAGUUCAAGGAUUAGUGCACCCCUUCCACCAAAAUCCUAACUGGAUUGUUCGUGGGGUAAAGCCUAUCAUCAAUCCAGGUUCUGUGCAUACAGGGCAAAGCCAGUCUUUUCAUCAGCUCCGCUCUUGCUGAUGAGCCACUUGUUCAUUUUGUGCACCUGUCCUGUCCCAUCUUUCUUGUGCUUGUAUAACCUCCACAACACCACCUGCUGUCCUUCUUCCCUCACCUUCGAACCCUGCUCCCACUUUGCCAUCAGUGGGGAAUAUUUCCAAACUGCUCUUUUACAGUAUAUAAACAACAAAAAAGUUGACAAAAAUUAUCUGUAUUUGUAUAUACACGUGUCUGAGCAACUAUGAGUAAUACAAUAAAAUGGAAAUACAUUG